AUGGCUGCGGCCAUGCCGCUCGCCGUGCCCGUGCUGCUGCUUCCGCUGCUGCUGCUGCCGCUGCUCCCGGGGCUGGGCGGCUGGGCCCGUGCCGAGCCUGCCCGCGACAGCCUGCGCGAGGAGCUCGUGAUCACACCGCUGCCUUCCGGGGACGUGGCCGCCACGUUCCAGUUCCGCACGCGCUGGGAUUCGGAGCUGCAGCGGGAAGGAGUGUCUCAUUACAGGCUCUUCCCCAAAGCCCUGGGCCAGUUGAUCUCCAAGUAUUCUUUGAGGGAACUGCACCUGUCACUCACGCAAGGCUUUUGGAGGACCCGAUACUGGGGGCCACCCUUCCUGCAGGCCCCAUCAGGUGCCGAGCUCUGGGUCUGGUUCCAAGACACUGUCACUGAUGUAGAUAAAUCUUGGAAGGAGCUUAGUAAUGUCCUGUCAGGGAUCUUCUGUGCCUCCCUCAACUUCAUCGACUCAACCAACACAGUCACUCCCACCGCCUCCUUCAAACCCCUGGGGCUGGCCAAUGACACAGAUCACUACUUCCUGCGCUACGCUGUGCUGCCGCGGGAGGUUGUCUGCACCGAGAACCUCACCCCAUGGAAGAAGCUCCUGCCCUGUAGUUCCAAGGCAGGUCUUUCUGUUCUGCUGAAGGCAGAUCGCUUGUUCCACACCAGCUACCACUCCCAGGCAGUGCAUAUCCGCCCUGUCUGCAGAAAUGCACGCUGUACCAGCAUCUCCUGGGAGCUGAGGCAGACCCUUUCUGUUGUAUUUGACGCCUUCAUCACAGGACAGGGGAAGAAAGACUGGUCCCUCUUCCGGAUGUUCUCCCGAACCCUCACAGAAGCUUGCCCCCUGGCUUCAGAGAGCCGAGUCUAUGUAGACGUCACAGGCUACAACCAGGACAAUGAGACAUUGGAGGUGAAUCCUGUCCCUACCACUACAUACCAGGAUGUCAUCCUGGGCACCCAGAAGACCUAUGCUGUUUAUGAUUUGCUUGACCCAGCCACAGUCAAUAACUCCCGCAACCUCAACCUCCAGCUCAAGUGGAAGAGACCCCCGGAUCAUGCAGAGGCUCUGCCGGCACCCUUCCUGCACACUCAGCGCUACGUGAGCGGCUAUGGGCUGCAGAAGGGGGAGCUGAGCACGCUGCUGUACAACACCCACCCUUACCGGGCCUUCCCCGUGCUGCUGCUGGACACCGUGCCCUGGUACCUGCGGCUCUACGUGCACACCCUCACCAUCACCUCCAAGGGCAAGGAGAACAAGCCAAGUUACAUCCACUACCAGCCUGCCCAGGACCGGCAGCAGCCCCACCUCCUGGAGAUGCUGAUUCAGCUGCCAGCCAACUCAGUCACCAAGGUCUCCAUCCAGUUUGAGCGGGCACUGCUCAAGUGGACUGAGUAUACCCCAGACCCCAACCAUGGCUUCUAUGUCAGCCCAUCUGUCCUCAGUGCCCUUGUGCCCAGCCUGGUGGCAGCCAGACCAGUGGACUGGGAAGCGAGCCCUCUCUUCAACACCUUGUUCCCAGUCUCUGAUAGUUCCAGCUACUUUGUGCGACUCUACACAGAGCCACUGCUGGUGAACCUGCCUACUCCGGACUUCAGCAUGCCCUACAAUGUGGUCUGCCUCACGUGCACUGUGGUGGCCGUGUGCUAUGGCUCCCUGUACAACCUCCUCACCCGAACCUUCCAUAUCGAGGAGCCCAGCACUGGUGGCUUGGCCAAGCGACUGGCUAACCUCAUCCGGCGUGCCCGUGGUGUCCCUCCUCUUUGAGACUCACUCUCCUUGGCAGCUGCCACUGCGCUUUCCCCCCAGGACAAAUGGGCCAGGAAAACUCUACCACUUGCCCUGUCCUCUGGCCUGGUCAGGGUCUCGGGCUGUGCUGUCUAAUACAGUAGCCGUGAACUAAAUGGGACGUUUAAGUUAAGUUAAAUUUUAUUUCCUCAGCCACAGUUCAAGUAUCCAGCAACCCAUCGUGGUUGGUACUACUGUACUGGAAAGCUCAGAGCAACGUUUGCCAUCACUGUAGAAAGUUCUGAUGGGCAGAAAGCCCUGGCACGGGUGGUAGGGUGCUGACUAGGUUGCCGUGUGGUGGGCAGCCUUUACUGUGGAAUAAAAAGUGGUUACUCUCC
Jaculus jaculus (lesser Egyptian jerboa) is the source of this 2123-nucleotide messenger RNA. RefSeq names its product phosphatidylinositol glycan anchor biosynthesis class T (gene Pigt). Gene Ontology annotation, cellular component: GPI-anchor transamidase complex. The record is from RefSeq and is a predicted model, not a curated record. NCBI's taxonomy places the organism in Eukaryota, Metazoa, Chordata, Mammalia, Rodentia, Dipodidae. Bases 1 to 1764 code for a protein of 587 amino acids. The transcript has 12 exons. Gene Ontology annotation, biological process: attachment of GPI anchor to protein.